Messenger RNA from Quercus lobata, 558 nucleotides. RefSeq lists its product as uncharacterized. The transcript has a single exon. The record is from RefSeq and is a predicted model, not a curated record. Bases 1 to 558 code for a protein of 185 amino acids. Lineage: Eukaryota; Viridiplantae; Streptophyta; Magnoliopsida; Fagales; Fagaceae.
AUGUGCAGGGUGUUCCCCACUACACUCAAGGGACUAGCAAGAGUGUGGUUCAGCAAACUGUCCCCCAAUACCGUCUCUACCUUCAAGGAAUUGAGCAAACAUUUCGUCACCCACUUUAUCAAGGGCCAAAGGUACAAGAGAUCCUCAGUAAGCCUGUUGAACAUUAAACAAUGGGAGGAUGAAAGCUUGGGAUCAUAUGUGACUCGUUUCAACAAGGAGACCCUUUUGAUUGACAAGGUCGACGACAAAGUCUUGGUCACUGCAUUCACCAACGGGCUCCAGUCGAGAGAAUUCUUUUUCUCCAUCUACAAGAACGACUUGAAGAUGUUGGCUAACAUGUUGUACAAGGCCAUUGAAUACAUGAAUGAUAAGGAUGCCAUGAUAGCCUACGGGGGCAGAACAAAGAAAACGGAAAGGCAAGACGAUCCCCAUCAGGAUAGAGGAAGAAAGUCUACCCGAACGAAUGACCGAAGGGAUGAUAGGAAACCAAAACCUCCUCUUAGGAGGACUGUCAACUUCACCCCGCUAAACACUCCACUUGACCAAGUUCUCAUAUAG